Molecule: messenger RNA, 2554 nt
Organism: Cydia amplana
Lineage: Eukaryota; Metazoa; Arthropoda; Insecta; Lepidoptera; Tortricidae
Product: soluble guanylate cyclase 89Da-like
Exons: 14
Coding region: 128-2515 (795 amino acids)
Biological process (GO): nitric oxide-cGMP-mediated signaling; response to oxygen levels; cGMP biosynthetic process
Cellular component (GO): guanylate cyclase complex, soluble
Molecular function (GO): guanylate cyclase activity; heme binding
Source: RefSeq, a predicted model, not a curated record
UGUCAAUAUUGCGGGUAGGGCAAGGGCAGUAAGAAUGCAGUAGAACCUUUGCCCGCUUUGCCGCCGCACGUGACACAGGUCAGGUCUCAGUAUUUCAUUAAUUCAAGACUCGGUGAAAGCGUCAGCGAUGUACGGGAUUCUUUUCGAGAAUAUAUGCUAUUUUGUUUCGCAAGAGUGCGGAGAGGAGAUAUGGGAGACUAUCCUACGGGAAGCCGGCGCGAGGAACACGGUGUUCAGCGCUACUCAGCAAUACCCAGAUGCUCUGAUGCUGCGUCUCGCCAGCGCCCUGGCUCGGCUGGUGGGCGAGGAGCCGGCCUGCGCCGCACCCGGCAGCCCCGCGCCCCGCAAACCCUCCCUCAAGUCUAAGCCCAGCUGGCGCAGCGCUUCCCUCCACAACGACACCAGGAACCCAAACUUCAAGUGUCCCUUUACAGCCACGAACGCUCUCACUGCGGCCACUAAAAAAGAAAUAGAAGCAUACCAUUCUCAAGAAGAAAUCAGAACUCACACAUCAGCGGACAAAAUUCAUAUGAAAGAAGAACUUACUAAUUUGAAAGACGUUACUAACAGUUGCCAGGAAAUCCUUAAGUAUAACAGGAGGAGCUUAGGUUUCAAACUUGAGGACAACAAGACUUUUCCAUGUGUCCCUUCAACGUCGUCGGAAAUGUCCACUAAAACUAGUCCCGAAGAUAAAGAAGAAUCUCGUGACUCAUUACCGACCUCACCAGUGUCUGACAGUGGAAAGAAGACCAAACCCAUUCGGAAGAAUAGUGUUACUGUGGCUAUGGAUGUAUACCGGCGUCGCGGUAGCGGGGCGAAGCCCAGUGCGAGGAUGAACCUCGGCCUUAUCCGCGAGGAUCAGCUCCCCGGCAUGAAGGAGAAGUUUGGAACUCCCGAGAAAGUUAUGCAUUUUUUUGGGAGGUGUUUCGUGAAGUUCUUCAGCAAAUAUGAAUACGAUCAGAUGAUCCGCGCGACGGGGCGCUACUUCUGCACGUUCCUGCAGUCGGUGGACAAUAUCCACCAGCGCAUGCAGUUCACGUUCCCGCGCAUGCGCUCGCCCAGCAUGCAGCUGACGCGCGCGCAUCGCCACGGCGCGGAGCUCGUCUACAGCAGCACGCGCACCGGCUUCGCGCACUACCUGAUGGGUCAACUGUAUGAGAUAGCCGAGGACAUUUUCUCGUUGAAGCUGAAGGUUUCCAUCGUGAAAGAGAGCAUGGAGGGGAGUUACUACGUGGCGGUGCUGCGGCUCGAGUUCGACAACAGUGACUAUGUGCAGUCACUGAUGCUCCGCAAGUCGCUGCCGUGCGCGCUGCCGCCCGUGCCCGUGGUCCUGCUGCUGCAACUCUUUCCGUUUGGAGUACUACUGGAUAGAAGGAUGAAAAUUAUGAAGGCAGGCGAGAGGCUCGUUUCAGCUUGGGGUGGCCCAUACAAUAGUAUGGUCAAAUCCCCCAUUUCAGAGAUACUACGCCUGAGAAAACCAAAAGUUUCAUUCACUUGGGACAAGGUAGUGUGCAUGCAAACCGUGAUGUUCGAGUUGGAGCUGAUGCGGUGGCGAGGCAAGUGCCCCGCAGACGCGCGUCGUGGUUCCCAAGGCGCGAAGGCUAUCCUACUCAAGGGGCCGAUUAACUUCCUUGAGGAGAUCGAUGCGCUCAUAUUCCUGUGUAGCCCAAUAUUUAAUGGCCUCGACGAGUUGAAACAGGCAGACUUGUACCUAGCCGAUAUGAACGGCCACGGGCUCUCCAAAGAGAUGAUUCUUCACGGCUGGCAGCACCUGUCCAAGCUGGAGCUCCUGUUCGAAAGGGCAGAGAGCCGGAGUCUCUCGCUGGAGAAAUCGUGUCGCUUGCUGGACCAGUGGAAGAAACGGAGUGACCAGCUGCUCUACUCUAUGAUACCGAAAGCUAUCGUUGACCAUUUAAGAGCGGGGAAAGACGCAAUGUCUGCUUGUCAGGCGUUCGACGUGACAAUAAUGUUCUGCGGCGUGCAGCUGCCGGAGGCGGGCACGCGCGCCGACGUGAUGCACACGGUGGCGCACAUGAACGAGGUGUACUCGCGCAUCGACCGCCUGCUGGACGCGCAUCGCGUCUACAAGGUGGAGACGGUAGGCACGGUAUACAUGCUGGUAGCGGGCGCGCCAGAACGGCGCCGCACGCACGCCGCCGCCGUCGCCAGCGCCGCGCUCGCCAUAGUACGCUCGCUGCCACGUCUUACCAUCGGCGUUCACUCGGGCCCUUGCGUAGCAGGCGUGCUGGGCCUGAAGUUACCGCGGUACUGCCUAGUGGGCGACUCCGUGAACACCGCUAGUCGCAUGCAGACUACGUCCGAGCCGGGUCGCAUCCAAAUAUCAGCGGCUACGGCGGCGCAGCUCCCCGCCGGCCGUUUCAGACUACGGCGACGCGGACUAAUCAAAGUUAAGGGCAAAGGCAUGAUGGAAACGUUCUGGCUAGAGGGCGAGGUUGAGGAGGAUGAGGCGCACGAGGCGCUGCAGCUCUUCUCUGCCCUCUGCGGGGACGCCUGAGGCCUUCGAUGCUAACAGAAACCUCUUAAGGUCCAUAAC